AUGGUGUUCGCAGUCAUCUUCGCCUUUUGGCGCGUCAUGCAGAUUAUCACGCUGAUCCCGACCAUGGGCAUCCUCGCCUGGUUUGUGCACGGCUUCAUCAGCGCCAACGAGCUCACGCCCAAUUAUGUCCUCAUUCUCUUUAUCACGUCGGUCCUGGGCGUGGCCUGGUGCCUCUUCACCAUCUUCAGCUACCACCGCAGCAGCAUGAACGCGCUCUUUGUCGCGCUCAUCGACCUUGGCUUUGUCGGCACGCUGAUCGCGGCCGUGUACGAGCUGCGGUUCAUCGCCACGGCCAACUGCACGCACAUCUCCGCGUCCGAUCCGUGGGUCGUCUCGGCCGGCCUGAUCACAGUCAGCGGCCAGGGCAUCAGCAUCAAUACCGACAAGCCGUGCGCGAUGCUCAAGACGGCCUUUGCCUUUGGCAUCAUGAACUGCGUCUUCUUCUUCUGCACUGCCAUCCUCGCCUGGAUGCACGGCAGCCGCCUCAGUACGACCGAGGGCGACCGCCGCUACGUGCGCGAGACCACCACGCGCGUCCACCGCCGGCGCAGCGGCAGCGGCAGCCACCGACCGGCCAGCCGCAGCCACCACAGCCGCAGCCGGCGCAGCUCCCACUCCAACCAGCGGGUGUACGUCUGA
This is a messenger RNA of Grosmannia clavigera kw1407, 639 nucleotides long. RefSeq lists its product as uncharacterized. The transcript is spliced from 2 exons. The record is from RefSeq and is a predicted model, not a curated record. Lineage: Eukaryota; Fungi; Ascomycota; Sordariomycetes; Ophiostomatales; Ophiostomataceae. The coding region runs from base 1 to 639 and encodes 212 amino acids.